Molecule: messenger RNA, 5294 nt
Organism: Bursaphelenchus xylophilus (pine wood nematode)
Lineage: Eukaryota; Metazoa; Nematoda; Chromadorea; Rhabditida; Aphelenchoididae
Source: the annotation of a GenBank genome assembly
AUGAGGAUAUCAAAAGCGUGGCCAAAGACCAUUUCACUGUAUAUUACAGUUUUUGUAAUUUUGGAGGUUCUUGAACAGGUAAGUUGGAUGUAAAAUUUCGUAUUUCUCAGAAUUUGAAAUUCGGAUUGUGGCGAAAAAUUUGACCAGAAUUUUUGAAGUUUUUGGGCGUAAAAUUUGUGGGAGUUAUCGGGAUUUUUGAUCAAAUUUUUUUAAUUUUGAAUUUUUUUUAACAAAAAACGUUUUUUUAUCUAAAAAUUGUAUUGAUUUUUUUAUUUUUUUUAUUUUUGGAUUUUUUUAUUUUUUAAUUUUUUUAUGUUUAAAUACUUUUUAUUUCUUAUUUUUUUCAGACAUACUCUCUAUCGAUGUUGAACCUAAAAUUUACGCACCAAUUCCGUCCCAAUCAUUGCAAGGCGCGGAAUUGUCGGACUCGGAUUUGUGUCAAGCAAUUCCAACACAAUUUCGUUCCAAAUCAACAGUGCCUGUUCGGAGAGGGUACUGUAGAUUGGACCUGGGUUGAAGAGGGGGAACCGCUGAGCAUCAAGGUCGCUAUCAACAAUACUCGAGUAAGAAAUUUUAUUUUUUUUUAAAUCAAAAAAAUAUAACAAAAAUGACGCAAUUAAAAAAAUUUUUUGGAAUAAAAAUCUGUUAUUUUUUAUCAUUUUUUUUUUUUGAUUUUUCUUUAUUUUUUAAAAUUUUUUUUUCGAUUUUUUUUAUUUUUUCGAUUUUUUCAGCUCGUAUUUUACCCUUAAUUUUCCCAAAAUUUUUUUUCAGAACUCUGUCACAAUCUCCCUGGAGACCUAUCUUUUCAACAUCACGACGUUGGAACGGAUGGAUACCGAUAAAAAUGGCAAUCAACUUACUGGUAAAUAACUAAAUAACUUUGAAAGCCUGAUUUUAUUGAUCGUAUUUUACCACAAAAAAGAGUUUUUUCUUCAAUGCUUUCUUAUCAAUUUUAUAGCCGUUUUGGCUCGUGUCGUUAUUUUUUAUGUUUAUUCGACCCUCUUAUCAACCAUAUUUUUUAUCGCAAAUUUAGACAGAAGCCAUUUUUUUUGAUGUUGCGCAAAAGGUCAGAAAAUGGGCUGUGCAAACAAUGUAGAGAGUAAAAAAAUUAGGAAUUAGUGAGCACUUUGCCAUGCAAAAAAAUAAAAAAUUUAUAUUACACUUGACAAAAAAAUUUUUUUUUUUUUUUUUUUGAAAAUCUAAAAUGAUUUUGGCUACAAAAAAGUUUGUUUUAGUGAUUUAUCAGCCUCGAAAAACCAUUUAAAUUUGUUACUACAUAUUUUUAAAACCAAAGUUAAAUUAUCCAUGACAAUUCUUCCAAAUUUUGCUAAUUUUUUUACCAUUUUCCCCCAAAAAAUCUAAAUUUGGUUGUUACUCUCUUUUCCUGGCAAAAUGAACUUUCCUGGCCUUUUAUUUGCCGGGCAAACAAUGACCCUAAACGGUCAUUUAUUUACUGUGUCGGCACUUCUUUCCAUUCCCAGAUCUCCCCCUUUUCCAAAUCGAAUGGCUAAUUGGAUUAGAGGGAUUAGUCAGCGGAAAGGGGUUAAAGGAUCACAAAAGUUCGUGGGAAUCAAACGAUUUGGGAAGUUGAAAAAGUUGAGGUAUGAAUUUGAAUACUGUAACAAGCAAAAUUUGAAGUAAGAAUAAUUUGCAGUUUUUAAAAAAUAAUGGUUUGUAAAAUACGCUUAAAAUAGCUCUACCUGCUGUAAAAUUUCAUUUCGAACAAAGUAAAAGGAAGACUGCCUCAUGCUGGAAUCGAACCAGCGACCUUCUGUUUACUAGACAGACGCUCUGCCCCUGAGCCAAUGAGGCACGGCGCUCGGCACUUUCAAGUGACUAACUGUGAGUGAGCAAAAAGAAUUUGAUAAAAAGAAUGGGGUAAAAUACGGCGAGGACAAAAUUUUUCAAAUAUUUUAGUGGCAAAUCUGUAGGAAAGUCCAAAGGUUGGCUCGGAAUUCUCAUUUCGAUCGAAAUAUCGAUUAAUAAAUGAGGUUUUGCCCUGAAAUAAUACAAAAUAAUACAGUUUUUAAUUCUAUUUUUUUUUAACUUACCGGUUUUGCCAUUCCACAUACAAAAAUCGUCCGGAUUUUAUUGAAUUCAUCCUUAAACUUGUCUAAAAUCACAGACAAUUUGUUAAACGUAUUUUAAAACUUCUAAAAUACCUUUUUCUUGAGCUGACUCUUCUUUUUGCUUCUUAUCAAGAAAACAGCACAAAAACAUAAAAAUUGCGAAAAAAGUUGAAAUAAAACUUACAGUAAGACAGAAAAAGAUACAAAACUAUUUAAAAUUAAAUUUUCAUUGCCGCCUAAAGUAUGCAUAAAGGCCUAAAAUCAUAAUUUAAAGAUUUUAUGACCAGUAUAAUUUGUUUUUUGCAGACCUCCAAGUCUGGAAAGGCCCAUUGCCCCGGCAUUACGUGGAUUGGGACGAACGGGCCGAUCUCUCCUUGAAAUCCGAAUGCGCCGCCGAUUAUUACGGGGAAGAUUGCUGGAGUCAUUGUCAGAUCACAGAGUUCGAUAAAAGAACCGGGGAGUUCGAAUGCGAUCCCAAAAAUGGAACAAAAGUCUGCAAAAGUGGAUUUUACGGGGACAAAUGCGAUCGAGGUAAGGAAUAGGGGCAAAAUAGAAAGUUUUUUAUGAUUUUUUUGCCAAAAAAUUUAUUUUUAUUUUAUUAUUAUUAUUAUUAUUAUUAUUUUUUUUUUGUUUUUCUUUUAUAUGUUUUAUAACCUAAAAUUUUUCAAAAAAAUCUUCUUUUCAGCCUCCGCCUGCCCCACCGAAUGUCUCAACGGCUACUGUAAAAAGAACGGCCAAUGUGAAUGCAAUUUCGGCUAUCAAGGCGAUAAAUGCGAUCGUUGUAGGCCCCAAGAAGGCUGUGUAAAUGGGUACUGCGAACGUCCCAAUGAAUGCAAGUGUUUUCCCGGAUAUUCUGGCCCCAAUUGCACGCAUAUGGCCAGUGUUUGUGUGGCCAAAAAACCGUGUCUGAAUGGAGGGGGAUGUCUGAAUUUGGCCGGGGGAAAAUAUCGGUGAGUUUUGGAAAAUGAAAAAAAAGUUACGAAAAUAGCAAAAAAUAUGAAAAAAUUAAAAUUUUAUAAAAAAUUUUGCUUUUUUAAAAUACGAAAUAUUGAGUUAACUUAAUUUUAACCCAAAUAAAAAAUUUUUUAUCCAACUUUUUUCAGUUGCGACUGCCCUCCCGGCUUCAUGGGUGCACAGUGCGAGAAAAAAGUGACCAGUUGUGCUGAUGAGCCAUGUCAAAAUGGCGGAAAAUGUGUUCAGGUGAGCUUUAAACAUCAUUUCAAGCAUUUCAAAAAAAAUUUUUUAUUUUUUCGGAAAUUUUUAUUUUUUCAUAAAUUUUUUGAUUCCGCAUUUUACCCUCAUAUUUUAGCCAUUUGGUCAUCCAUUGAGUUGUGAGUGCCCUCGAGGCACAUUUGGUCGAUAUUGUCAAGUGAAAGGGAGCUCUUGCCGGGAUUUGCCCUGUGAAAAUGGCGCACAGUGCUUCGAAGCGGAGGGAAGAGUGCACUGUGCGUGUCCGAAGGGGUUCCGAGGCGAUAUUUGCGAUCAAAAAGUGCUCGCGUGUGCUGAGAAUUCUUGUGGAAACGGUAAGCGAUAUAUACUUUGGGAAUUUUGCCUGAAAAAGGCUAAAAAAUCAAAAAAAAUUGCGCAGACUGCGCCCUAGCUUUUUAAAUCGCUUAUAUCUCUGUUAUUUUUGCGAAUUUUGGUCUAAAAAUCUUAGUAAGUGUUUAGAAAACUGUUAUCUUCAAUCUAUAAAAAUUUUAAAAUUUUUGAUGAUUAAAAUUAAUUUCGUAUUUUAGGUGGUAAAUGCAUCGAAAAUCCGCAUAAAAUAGGUGGAAUCGAAUGCAAGUGCCCUACGGGGUUCUUCGGAAUUCAUUGUGAAAUGGUUGUCGUGGAUUGUAGGGUAAGUAAUAUAUUUCUUCGUAUUUUACAUUUUUUUUAUUUAAAAAAAAUUAAUGUCAUUCAUCGUAUUUUACCCUCAGAAUUUUUUCAAAAAUGUUACGCAAUGUUUGUCUGACCCUCUGGUAUACACAAUAUCAAUCUGUCGCCAUGUUUGUUUUCCAUAAAAAUCUCGUGUUUCGCCCCCGAAAACGAUUAUCGCCGAAUUUACGGGCAUUUUUAUGGAGAUUGCGCAACAUUUUUAUGAGUAAUUAGGCAAAUUAGAUAAAAAUUCGGAAUAAAAAAUACGGUGAUUUUUAUUUUUUUUUCUCGCAAAAAUUUUGUGGAAUUGUGAGGUUAAAAUACGCGGUGAAUUCUAAGUGAGUAAAAUAAUUUCUUUUUUAAUUUAAUAUUUAUUUUUUCAGAGUUCUCCAUGUCUGAACGAAGGGAAAUGUAUGAAAAAUGAGACUGGUUAUAAUUGCCAAUGCCCUGCUGGAUUCACCGGGGGAUUCUGUGAGAUUCGGAUUCGACAAGUUGAAGUGGAACAUAAAACGUAAGUCUAACGUAAAAAAAUGUUUUAAAAGUUAUAAAAUUGAGCCAAAAAGUCAAAAAAAUAAAAAAAAAGUCAUGGUAAAAUGAUUAUGGUAAAAUACGUUUAUUGUUUCAGUUUCCUAAAAUACCAAGCAAAAAAUGUUUUUUUUUUGAAUUUUUUUGCAGUUUUUGACUUAAAAAUCUUUGUAAUUUCUGCUAAAAAUUUUAGAAUUUUUUUUAAUUUAUCACAUUUUUCAUCAAAAUCUAUGCCAAAAAUUUUGUGGUAUCUUUUUGCAAAAAAAAUUUUUUUUAAUUUUAAUUUAUGCAAAUUUUAGAAAAAAACGAAUUUUCAAAAAAAAAUAAUAAUAAAUUUUUUUUCGAUUUUUCUCCUCUAAUAUCUCAAAUUUUUCAGAUAUUUCCAUUACUCGGUCCCCCUGAUCAUCACCAUUCUCCUGAUCCUUUCCCUGAUCGCCCUUCUAAUCUUCCUGAUUCGCAAAUUCCUUCGAUUACCCGGCUUUUUGGAGCAGAUGAUGAAGGAUUCCAACCCUCCACCACCUCCAUAUUCGGAGGCCAAUAAUGUGGGGACGAAGUUGUUGAAAGUUGGAGGGACUGAAGAGCUGAAGGAAUUGAGGGCGGAUGAGUUGGAGAGCGGGAAGUAUCGACGGAAACGGUAAGGAAUUUCGGUCGAUUUUUUUUCGAAAAAAUAAAUAUUCAAAUCUAAAAAAAAAAUAAUUUUUUUUGAAAAUAGCUUUAUUCCAUAGCAAAUAAAAAAAAUUUUUUUUUACAAAUUUCAAAAAUCCCUAUUUCAGCUCUCCCUCGAACCCCUACAGCUCCGAGCCGCAGGAAGAUGACAUUUUAUACAUUGAGUCGGAGAAAUAA